Molecule: messenger RNA, 9297 nt
Organism: Glossina fuscipes
Lineage: Eukaryota; Metazoa; Arthropoda; Insecta; Diptera; Glossinidae
Gene: N
Product: neurogenic locus Notch protein
Exons: 9
Coding region: 312-8318 (2668 amino acids)
Biological process (GO): Notch signaling pathway; regulation of developmental process; multicellular organism development
Cellular component (GO): membrane
Molecular function (GO): protein binding; calcium ion binding
Source: RefSeq, a predicted model, not a curated record
GUAUUAUAGUGAAAAAUGCGCUUUGAUAUUUGAAAGAAACGUAAAGUUUGGAAAAAAAAAUUGAUAAAUAAAUUCCCGCUUACUAAAGUGAUCUUUGAGGAUAAAUCAUAAAAAAUAAAAAGCGAGCUUAAAAAGUGUUUACAAAAAAUGUAAAUCAUUAUUUGUCGCAAACUCUUAAUAAAAUUGGAAAACAACUUUAAGAAAACUUUUUCCACGGCCACAUAAGCACAAAAGUUUCUAGGGAGUGUUUGAGAAUUUAUUGUCAUUCUGGAAUUCUGGAUUUUACGUGUUAGCCACAAAACUGGAUUACAAUGUGGCUGCUGGUUAAAAACCACACCUUUGCCAAAUCGGAUAUAUUUUGGAUAAAAUAUCUGAUUUAUUUUAUCAUUAUAUUUGGAUUAUUUAAUAUUAUAAAUGCGGCGGGUAAAUCAUGUCUAACGAAGACCUGUGAACACGGUGGAACGUGUAUAACGCAAGCAAAUGGUGUUUCAUAUUGCAACUGCAGUUCCAAGUACGUGGGCGAUUAUUGUGAAUAUCCAAAUCCAUGUUUAACCGGAUUAGGUCGCUGUCAGAAUGGUGGCACAUGCCAAGGUUCCUAUCGUAACGAUCGCCUAAGUAUUUCUUGCAUUUGCCCCAUCGGUUUCUCCGAAUCGCUUUGCGAAAUUCCUGUGAAAAAUGCUUGCGAUUCGUCGCCCUGCAAAAAUGGUGGCACUUGUAAUUUAAAGACGCUGGAGGAAUACACUUGUGCUUGUGUUAACGGUUAUACUGGUGAACACUGUGAAACGCAAAAUAUUUGCGCUACGUCUCCCUGUCAUAAUGGCGGCACUUGUACAUCGAUAGCUGGUGGUACCAGUUACAAAUGCAUUUGCCCUAAAGGCUUUAAAGGUCAUAAAUGUAUGGACGAUGUUGAGGAAUGUAAACAAAACCCCUGUAAACAUGGUGGAACUUGUUUAAAUACUCACGGAUCGUAUCAGUGUAUGUGCCCGGGCGGUUAUACUGGUAAAAACUGUGAAUCCAAAUAUGUACCAUGCUCGCCAUCACCUUGUCAAAAUGGUGGCACAUGUCGGCCAUCGACUGGUUUAACGUACGAGUGCAAGUGUCGGGAAGGUUUCCAAGGUAAACACUGUGAACACAAUAUUGAUGACUGUCCCGGAAAUCAAUGUCAAAAUGGUGGCACUUGCAUUGAUGGUAUUACUUCAUAUAGCUGCAGUUGUCCACCUAACUACACCGGAGAAUAUUGUCAAACUGAUGUCGAUGAAUGUGCCAUAAUGUCGUCCGUGUGCAAGAAUGGUGCGACAUGCACUAACUCGCCGGGCUCCUACUCAUGUAUUUGUGUGAAUGGUUGGAACGGUACAGAUUGUAGUGAAAAUAUUGAUGAUUGUGCUACUGCUUCCUGUUUAAAUGGUGCUACUUGUGUUGACGGAGUAGGUUCAUUCUAUUGUCGCUGUGCUCCUGGCAAAACUGGCCUGCUAUGUCAUUUGGAUGAUGCUUGUACGUCAAAUCCUUGCCAUGCCGAUGCCAUAUGUGAUACCAGUCCGAUAAAUGGUUCUUACACUUGUUCCUGUGCUGCGGGCUAUAAAGGUGUUGACUGUUCAGAGGACAUUGACGAGUGUGAUCAGGGUUCGCCUUGUGAGCACAAUGGAAUUUGUGUGAAUACACCCGGUUCUUUUAUGUGUAACUGUUCACAAGGUUUUACGGGACCGCGUUGUGAAACGAACAUCAAUGAAUGUGAAUCUCAUCCUUGUCAGAAUGAGGGUAGCUGCUUGGAUGAUCCCGGCACAUUCCGUUGCGUUUGUAUGCCUGGCUUCACUGGUACACAGUGCGAAAUAGAUAUUGAUGAAUGUCAAUCUAAUCCUUGUUUAAAUGAUGGCAUCUGUCGUGACAUGAUAAGCGGUUUUAAGUGCUCUUGUGCUUUUGGCUUUACGGGUUCGCGUUGUCAGAUAAAUAUUGAUGAUUGCCAUUCGCAGCCAUGUCGUAACAAUGGCAUAUGUCAUGAUUCUAUUGGUGGUUAUACGUGCGAAUGUCCGCCAGGUUAUACGGGUCUGUCUUGUGAAAUCAAUAUUAACGAUUGCGAUUCGAAUCCUUGCCAUCGCGGCAAAUGCAUUGACGGAGAUAACUCUUUCAAGUGUGUUUGUGAUCCCGGUUUUACUGGUUACUUGUGUCAAACACAAAUCAAUGAAUGUGAGUCUAACCCGUGUCAAUACGGUGGUCAUUGUGUCGAUCGUGUCGGUUCGUAUAUAUGUCAUUGCCUGCCUGGAACCUCGGGAAAAGAUUGUGAAAUCAAUGUCAAUGAAUGUCAUAGUAAUCCUUGUAACAAUGGAGCUACUUGCAUUGAUGGUAUCAAUAAAUACACUUGCAAUUGUGUUCCUGGUUUUACAGGAGUCCAUUGUGAAAUCAAUAUCAAUGAAUGUGCUUCGAAUCCUUGUGCUAAUAAUGGAGUCUGCAUGGAUUUAGUUAACGGUUACAAGUGCGAAUGUCCUAGAGGUUUUUAUGAUCCUCGUUGCUUAAGUGAUGUUGACGAAUGCGCUUCUAAUCCAUGUAUUAAUGGCGGCCGUUGCGAAGAUGGCGUCAAUGAAUUUAUUUGCCAUUGUUUACCAGGUUAUGGCGGCAAGCGUUGUGAGAUUGACAUUGAUGAAUGUAGUUCGAAUCCGUGCCAACAUGGCGGCAUUUGCGUAGAUGAGUUGAAUGCUUUCAAAUGUCAGUGUAUGCCUGGUUAUACGGGAUAUAAAUGUGAAAUUAAUAUUGAUGACUGCGUCAAUAAUCCAUGCGCUAAUGGAGGCACAUGCAUUGACAAAGUAAAUGGUUACAAAUGCGUUUGUAAGGUUCCGUAUACGGGAGUUGAUUGUGAAUCGAAAUUGGAUCCUUGUGCCACCAAUAGAUGCCGCAAUGACGCUAUGUGCACACCAUCCCCAAAUUUUUUAGAUUUCUCAUGUACCUGCAAGCUUGGCUACACAGGACGUUAUUGUGAUGAAGACAUAGAUGAAUGUAGUCUCUCCACGCCAUGCCGAAAUGGAGCAACUUGUCUCAAUCUUCCUGGAUCCUACAGGUGCAUAUGCGCUAAAGGUUAUGAAGGUCACGACUGCGCAAUAAACACCGAUGAUUGUGCUUCAUUUCCGUGUCAAAAUGGUGGCACUUGUUUAGAUGGUAUAGGCGAUUAUUAUUGUCUUUGUGUAGACGGAUUUGAUGGUAAACAUUGUGAAACGGAUAUCAAUGAAUGCUUAAGUAUGCCUUGUCAAAACGGUGCUACGUGCCGUCAGUAUGUGAAUUCCUAUACUUGUACCUGUCCGCUAGGUUUUUCCGGUAUUAACUGUCAAACAAACGACGAAGAUUGUACGGAAAGCUCUUGCAUGAACGGAGGCACUUGUAUAGACGGUAUUAACAGUUAUAAUUGCUCAUGUUUGCCUGGAUUUACGGGUUCGAAUUGUCAGUACAAGAUUAAUAAAUGCGAUUCUCAACCUUGUCAAAAUGGCGCCACCUGCCACGAAAAUAAUGACGAAUACACAUGUCACUGUUCGUAUGGUUACACGGGAAAGCAAUGUACGGACUAUGUAGAUUGGUGUACAAAAUCACCUUGUGAAAAUGGUGCAACUUGCACCCAAGUGAAAAACCAGUUUAGCUGCCGUUGUGCCCCCGGUUGGACUGGAAAGCUAUGUGAUGUAGAAAUGGUAUCGUGUAGAGAUGCUGCGCUACGUAAGGCAGUUCCCUUAGAUCAACUCUGCAAUAAUGGAACUUGUAAAGAGCAUGGCAAUAUUCAUCGCUGCUACUGCAAACAGGGUUACACGGGAAGCUACUGUCAACAGGAAAUCAAUGAAUGUGAGUCUCAGCCUUGUCUAAAUGGCGGUACUUGCCGAGAUUUGAUAGGAUCAUAUGCCUGCGUGUGUCGCAAAGGUUUUCAAGGACAGAAUUGCGAAUUAAAUAUCGACGACUGUUCUCCUAACCCCUGUCAAAAUGGAGGCACUUGUCAUGAUCUCGUAAGCAAUUUCACUUGCUCUUGUCCACCUGGUACAGCAGGUUUAAUUUGUGAAUUCAAUAACAACGAUUGCUCUCCGGGGGCAUGUCACAAUAACGGUACUUGCAUCGAUCGCGUUGGUGGGUUUGAAUGCGCUUGUCCUCCUGGUUUCGUCGGCUCGCGGUGUGAAGGUGAUAUUAAUGAGUGCCUAUCCAACCCUUGCUCUAAUGCUGGCACUUUAGAUUGUGUCCAGCUCGUAAAUAAUUAUCAUUGCAAUUGUAAACCUGGAUAUAUGGGUCGACACUGUGAAAAUAAGGUGGACUUUUGCGCUAAUUCGCCCUGCCAGAAUGGCGGCAAUUGCUCGCCUAAACAAGGAGGCCAUCAUUGCGUAUGUGCAGGCGGCUUUUAUGGGAAGAACUGUGAAUUUUCUGGACAUGAUUGUGAUUCGAAUCCAUGUCAAGCCGGCACAUGUGUGAUCGAUGACGGGGGAGGAUAUCGUUGCAGAUGUCCGCGCGGAACAGAAGGCCGCCAUUGCGAAAUAGAUACAAUGGAUGAGUGUUCGCCGAAUCCCUGCUUACAAGGAGCUGCUUGCGACAAUCUUCUAGGUGACUUUGUUUGCUUCUGCCCUUCAAAAUGGACUGGAAAACGUUGCGAGAUUCAUGAUCCCAAAUAUCCAGGUUGGGUAUCGGAUUCAAGUCGUGGAGCUUUAAAUAAAUACGCAAAGGACUUAGAAUAUCAACGAGAGGUGUGUGUAAAGAGAGGUUGCGAACAGAAGAAAGGCAAUCACAUAUGUGACCAAGAAUGCAAUACUUAUGCAUGUAAUUUUGAUGGAAAUGAUUGUUCAUUGGGUAUAAAUCCUUGGGUGAAUUGUACGGCUCCUAUCGAAUGUUGGCGCGUAUUCAUGGACGGGAUUUGUAAUGAAGAAUGUAAUGACGCCGCUUGUUUAUAUGACGGCCGCGACUGUGAAAAAAAGCUACAGCCAUGCAAUCCUGUUUACGAUGCCGUCUGCCAGAAGUACUAUGCUAACGGAGUCUGUGAUUACGUUUGUGACAACGCUGAGUGCAACUGGGAUGGUCUUGAUUGUGAAAAUGAGUCCGAGCAACCGAAUUUAGCUGAUGGUGCUAUUUCUGUCGUGAUGUUAAUGGACUUAAAGCAAUUUCGUGAGCAACAAGUAGUGUUUUUACGAGAAAUGGGUCAUUUACUGCGUACUACAGUGCGAAUCAAGAAAGACUCUAUGGGCAACGACAUGAUAUUUACUUGGAAAGGCUCAUCACAGCUAACUGACAUUCAAAACACCGACUUUGCACGCAGACAUAAAAUUUUAUUCACUGAACGUAAUGGACAGACCGGUAUACAAAUAUAUUUAGAAAUAGACAAUCGCAAAUGUACGGAAUGCUUUAAUCGGGCGGCCGAAGCUGCCGAAUUCUUGGGAGCAAUCGCAUCGAAGUACACACUGUCGUCCAAAUUUCCGAUAUAUAGCGUGCGCGGUGUACAAAAUCCCGGCGAAGAUGUUGAAGAGACGCCAACAAAUGUAAAAUAUGUUACUACAGGAGUUAUACUGGUUGUAUUGGCUUUUGCUCUAUCAGGUGUACUAGUCACCACACAACGUAAACGCGCUCACGGCAUAACUUGGUUUCCUGAAGGAUUUCGAACACCUGCUACUGCUAUAAAUCGACAAAGACGUCGACGUGAUCCUAGUGGUCAAGAAAUGCGUAAUUUGAACAAAAAUCCGUCAAUAGCUUGUAUGAGUAAUGACGUAAAUAUGAAUUCUGGACACAUGGGACAUGCUCCUCAAUGGUCGGAUGAUGAGUCAGAUAUGCCCCAACCAAAACGUUUGCGAAAUGACCAUGGCGAGUACGCAAGUGACCAUACUAUGGUCACUGAUUAUGAAGAGGCCGACCAGCGCGUGUGGUCACAAGCGCAUUUGGAUGUUGCUGGUGUUAGAUCUUCAAUUAUGACUCCUCCUGCUCAUCAGGAUGGAAAACAUGACGUAGAUGCAAGGGGUCCCUGCGGUAUGACUCCACUAAUGGUAGCUGCAGUUCGUGGAGGCGGUAUCGAUAGCGGAGAAGAUAUUGAAAACAGCGAUGAUAUUACAGGUCAGGUAAUAGCCGAGCUUAUAGCUCAAGGGGCUCAAUUGAAUGCAACUAUGGAUAAAAGUGGAGAAACUCCUUUGCAUUUAGCGGCACGAUAUGCUAGAGCAGAUGCUGCAAAGCGUUUGCUAGAUGCUGGAGCUGAUGCUAAUUGUCAAGAUAAUACUGGACGUACUCCACUUCAUGCCGCUGUAGGUGCCGAUGCCGUAGGCGUGUUCCAAAUACUAAUACGUAAUAGAGCCACAAAUUUGAAUGCUCGUAUGCACGAUGGUACCACACCAUUAAUUUUGGCUGUUAGACUUGCCAUUGAAGAUAUGGUAGAAAAACUAAUUACUGCCGAUGCUGAUAUCAACGCUGCCGACAAUACCGGGAGAACAGCUUUACAUUGGGCUGCUUCUGUAAACAACAUUGAAGCCCUGAAUAUACUUUUGAUGCACCAUGCGAACCGCGAUGCCCAAACCGAUAAAGACGAGACUCCAUUGUUUUUGGCGGCCAAAGAGGGAUCUUAUGGAUCAUGUAAGGCUUUGUUGGACAACUUCGCUAAUCGAGAAAUCACUGAUCAUAUGGAUCGGCUACCACGUGAUGUGGCCUUGGAACGUCUGCAUAACGAUAUUGUAAGACUUUUAGAUGAGCACGUGCCCCGUUCACCGCAAAUGAUAGCUAUGACACCACAAACAAUGAUUGCGUCUCCGCCACCCGGAAGUCAAGCACAAAUGAUCACACAACCCACCGUAAUUACUACGGGGAAGCAACCAUCGCAGGCAGCGAAAAACAAGGCUGCCAAGAAAGCAAAGCUUCUGGAAGGAAAUCCCGAAGGAUUAUUAGACAGUGGCGGCAGCUUACGUCGAAAACCGAGCUCAAAAAAGGGUUUAGGAGUGGGCGGGGCGGCAUCAAAAAAAGGAAAUGCGAACAACCUUACGGCGUCUCAACUGAUGAAUGGCUUGGCUGGUGGCCCAGCGGCACAGGAUCAGGUGUCGGCGGAGAACCAGCAGCAACAUUUGCUGGAAGCUGCCCUCAGCUCGGUGGACUCACCACCGCCAACUGCGCUGACAAGUCAGCCGAGCCCGUACGACACGUCGUCGAUGUACUCAAACGCUAUGACAGCGGUGACCAACCAUCACGGCGAUCUGCUGGGGACUGGAAACAGCAGCAACACCAAACAGCCUCCGAGCUAUGAGGAUUGUGUCAAAAACACGCAAUCCCUGCAAUCGCUCGUACCACAACAAAGUCACGACAUAAUUAAACUCGAAAAUUAUGGAUACUCAAUGGGUUCGCCAUUUCACCAGGAAUUAAUGAAUAAUGGACAAUCGGGUAAUAACAGCGCUCCAAAUGCUGGAAAUGUUAUUGGUGGGCAUGAACAAGGUUUGUCGCCACCUUACUCAAAUCAAUCACCGCAUUCAGUGCAAAGUAAUUUGGCUCUAUCGCCACAUGCCUAUUUAGGUUCACCAUCUCCUGCCAAGUCACGUCCCAGCCUACCAACAUCACCUACACAUAUGCAAGCCAUGCGACAUGCCACACAGCAGAAACAAUUUUGUGGUAGCAAUCUAAAUACUCUGCUUGGCGGAAGUAGUGCUUCCAAUGGUGUUAAUCAAAACUCACCAAAUAGCAUGAGCUUUCAAACGUCAAGUAGUCAAAGCUCGCCCGUUAACUUAGGUAUAAUUUCACCAACUGGUAGUGAUAUGGGAAUUAUGUUGACAACACAACAACAAAUACAACAGCAGCAACAACAACAACAGUUGCAACAGCAGCAGCAACAACAACACCAACAAAAUAACAAUAAAAGUAGUGCAAUAUUGCAAACAAUGCAACAGCAACAUCAUCACCAACAGCAGCAACAACAGCAGCAGCAGCAACAACAGUUAGGGGGAGGCAGUGCAGGGAGUAAUAUAGAAUUUAGUUCAGCGGGCUUGGACUUGAAUAGUUUUUGUGGAUCACCGGACUCAUUUCAUUCCGGGCAAAUGAAUCCGCCUUCAAUACAGAGUUCAAUGUCGGCUAGUUCACCAUCUGCAGCCAAUAUGUUGUCGCCGUCAUCUCAACAAAAUCAGGCCUUUUAUCAGUACCUGACCCCGCCCAGUCAACAUUCGGGCAGUCAUACACCGCAACAUAUGGUCCAAACACUAGAUAAUUUUCCCACACCAUCGCCCGAAUCGCCUGGUCAUUGGUCCAGCUCUUCACCUCGCUCCGAUUGGUCGGAGGGUGUACAGUCACCCGGCGCCAAUAAUUUAUACAUUUCAGGCGGUCAUCAGGCCAAUAAAGGCUCUGAGGCGAUUUACAUUUGACAAUGAAGGUAAAAGGGAGUCAGCUCAACGAAAGAACGAGAGAAGUAGAGAGAGUAAGCUAAGGAGCUCUCCCAUAACAUUAACGAUGUAGAAGCCGAGUGCAUUCGAAUGAAUAAAACUGCAUGCAAAGAGACUUACUAAUAACUCUGUAGAAAAUAUGUAAUACUUAAUAACUGUAAACUAUAAGAUGUAACGACUUUUAAUCUUUAAUAUAUAAUGUAAUCAAUAGUCUGUUUCAAAAAGUACUCGCCCUCCAAAUUCAAAACAACAGCCAUAAAGAUUAAGCUCCAGCUCUGGUAAUAAUUUCACAGAACAAAAUUAAUUUGGUGGCAUAUUAUGUAAAAAUCGAAACUGAUUAAAUUGUAAUUUAUUUUAAAAACAAAAACUUAUUUUAUUAUUAUAUAUUAUUUUAUUUUAAUACGUAGACGACUUAAAAAAACAAUUACAUCAGCUAAAUUAUGAAACUCAUCAAGAAUCUCUCUAUUUUACAUUAGCAAACACCCAAACAAAAUUAAUGAAUAAUUGAAAUUUUAAAAGCAAUCUCAAGCACGUCCUUUAAUUCCCAUUAGAAAGGAGAGAAAAGGACAUAAUAACUAAUUUAAGUUUUUCUUUUUGUAAGUUUAGCUUUAACUUUACUAAUUUGAAUUGUUUUUAUUAUAACGAUGUUAAUAACACAACAGAAUUGAUUGACAUCUUACUCGGUCCCACAUCUCUACCGGAUUUGCGGUCUUCUUGUUCACAAAUUCUUGGGCAUCAAUUUUAAAAGCAAAAACAAACUGUAGAAGACAAAUUUUUCAAAUUUUUAAUAGUUUAGCUUACUUAUAGAUAUAUAUUUUCCUUUUUCCCCUUGUUUGUAAAUUAGUACGUAAGACUAGCUAUGAUACGAGUAAUGAAUAGUAUAAAUAAGUUUUGAAAUUAGUUAAUAAAAAGGAAAAGAAAUCUAUUGCUUCCAACUCAUACCGUAAGUGAAAAAAAAAAA